Molecule: messenger RNA, 2262 nt
Organism: Penicillium malachiteum
Lineage: Eukaryota; Fungi; Ascomycota; Eurotiomycetes; Eurotiales; Aspergillaceae
Product: DUF3435 domain-containing protein
Exons: 5
Coding region: 1-2262 (753 amino acids)
Source: RefSeq, a predicted model, not a curated record
AUGCGUUCCCGGAGACGCCUCAGCGCCAGGAACCACCAAAUCACCAGCGAAUCCUCUUCUACUUCCCCCAUCGACACCGACAAUGAUGGACUUUUCGAGCCCGAUUCCUCCGAGACCGAUCUCACCGAGCCGGAACGUGCAUCUCCAGCGCGUCAAAAGACCACUCCGAAGAAGUCAAGUCCAAGCCCCGAAGUCAAGUCGUUACACGCAGCCCCUUCGAAUGUGGAACGUGUCCGCCCGGCUCGAUACCAGGUUCCGGAUGAUGACACGGAUGAGGACCUGGCCCAGGUACCGGAGGACUACGGCCGGUUCAAUCAAACGAAGAAGCUGAAACUUCGACUGAAAGAGCGCUGGGCUUGGUACUGCGAAAUGAAGGCAAGAGAGCCGUCCUCUGAUCUGAAGUGGGAGGAUGCCGAGGAUGCCCUACGUGAGGCGUCUCCAAAUGACAUGCAUCGAUUUCUGAAUUGGUGUCUGAAGCUGGAGUACAGUCCCGAUGGUCGCCGUCAGAAAGGCUACACGAAGGCCAGCUCCCUUGAAGCGGAUUGGAAGUACUUUCGAAUAUACUACACACGAGUGACUAAAUGCGAGAUGAGCAAAGAGAUGGGUGAGGCGGUUCGCACGGGCAUGAGAUACUUGGUGGAUAAGCGUGGGCUUGAUAAACAGCCGCGGGCCAAUGUCCCCGUUUAUAUCGAAGACAUGAUUCCAUUCAAUGAGACAAUACUUCAAACUCGUGAAAAGCGGUUUCACUUGGGAUUUCAGCGCAUUGUUCUAUGUCUCUACAACACCAUUGGCUUGUUUACCAUCAACCGAAAGCAGGCAAUGCUUGAUCUUCAGUUUAAGCAUCUACAUCUAUCACUCCAGCGGGAUCCGCAUGGAGGGCCUCCGGUGCCGAUGAUAGAACUCGAGCCCCAGUUUGUGAAAAGUGUCUUGGGCAUGUCAAAACUAAACACGUUCGCGCUACCUGAAAUCGUCUACGGGGUAUCGCUUGUCUUCAGCCCGCAUGUUCUGCUCUUCAGCAUAUUAUUCUACGUUCACGCCUUUGAAGCGCCCCACUUGACUUCGAUGGAAGACCUUCGAAGGCUGCUUAUUGAAGGGGACCGACAAGAAAUGCUAUUACCCUUGAAGAAAGAGAUGGAUGAUUACUAUGUCUUUCCGAAGGUCGAGGUAAUUUGUGGCCAGCCCCAGAUCAUGUGGGAGACUCCUAUGAAUGGUGGCACACUCGACGCACAGCUCAGGACAUUCAGUGAGAUACAUGGCUUUCUAAAUCAUUUUUUCUCUCAUCAAUUCCGAUACGGAGGGGGUGACCUACUUGACAAGAGUGGUUUCGUUAGUGAAGCACAGUGCAAUGUGAUCAUGGCCCACGCCACUAGCAGAACGUUUAUCAAACAUUAUCGCCCCCGUCGGCAUACUGGCUUACAAGAGAUCAUGUGCGGCAUCAACCCCGACGAAGAGUUCUCAAAGGCUGUAACCCGGAUGAGCCGCUGGAUUGAUCGGCGGCGGCCACGAUACCUGAGCGACGCUGACCGGCAGGAAGUGGAGAAGGACCCUGAAUUGCAAUCAGCCGUGCGCUGGCAAGUCGAAUUAGAGACCCAGUGUGAUGACCGCUCUCACGACCCAGCAUUGCUGGAGGACCAGAAGCGCCAAGUCCACAAUCUACGUCGGCGUCUGCAGGAAAAGCGACGGAAAGAAAUACGUCGUGAUUUCAGUCGGAAACAGGCGGUAGCUGACAUAGAAAGACAGUUGACCGGCGGGGCUGUCAGUGAUGAGCCUGCGCGCGAAGUAUUACGGAAUGAGUUUGCAAUGCCGUCGGAGCAGAUUCUCCUAGUGGAAACAUUCUUCACUUGGCCCACCACCGAUUCACUAGAAGAUGAGUGGACGCGGCGCAACAGAGCUGUGGCCGCUGCAAUCCAAUAUUGCGGCUUCCAGGAGGGUGGACCCCUUCGAGGACGACGCAAACGCUCUGCACCAUCCGACAAUGAGAAUGUCGUUCCCCCUCCGCCAGCUCGAAAAAUCAAAACUGCUAUUACGCCGAAAAAGUCGGCCGAGAACGGAUAUUCCUCUGACGGGGAAGAUAUUCCGAACGUGAGGCAAACUCUCACAUGCUUCCAAUGUCCCAAGGCUUACUCAGAUUACAAUGGAGUGAAGAGGCAUUUCAAGGACUCGCACUUGAUGGACCGAAGAUGUAAUUUUUGCGAGCUAUCUGUGUUGCAUGAGAUGCACUUGCGGAGGCAUGCCUCUGAAGCUCAUGGCCUUCGAACAUGA